CCGGAGUUUUAAAAACCUAGUAUCAAAGCUCACUCUCAGACAAUGGCGGCAUCAGGCGGCGGCGGAGGAGGCGUGGAGUGGCACGUGCGUCCCCCUAACCCUAAGAACCCGGUCGUCUUCUUCGACAUCACCAUCGGCACCAUCCCCGCUGGCCGCAUCAAGAUGGAGCUCUUCGCCGAUAUCGCCCCCAAAACCGCCGAAAAUUUCAGGCAACUCUGCACCGGCGAGUACAGAAAAGCCGGAUUGCCGGUUGGGUACAAAGGGUGCCAGUUCCACAGAGUCAUUAAGGAUUUCAUGAUUCAAGCAGGGGACUUUCUUAAGGGUGAUGGUAGUGGAUGUGUUUCCAUUUACGGACUUAAGUUUGAUGAUGAGAAUUUCGAUGCCAAACACACUGGUCCCGGACUCUUGUCAAUGGCAAAUAGUGGACCAAAUACCAAUGGGUGCCAGUUCUUCAUAACUUGCUCAAAAUGUGACUGGCUUGACAACAAGCAUGUUGUUUUUGGGAGAGUACUUGGAGAUGGACUUUUGGUUGUUAGGAAGAUUGAGAAUGUGGCCACAGGACCAAAUAAUCGCCCUAAACUAGCCUGUGUUAUUUCUGAAUGUGGGGAGAUGUAAGACUCAAGUUAAGAAAGCAGCUACACUGUCAGAAUCUUUGUAACCAGUAGAAUCUUAAUUUUCCUACAGAACCAUCCAUUUUAAGAGCAAUGGUACUUUUGCCCCGUAUACUUGCAUGUAUAAUUUGACUUCUCUUGAUGAAGUUGGAUAAUUGUUUAUAUCAAACUGAUCUUCAGGGUUAAUCUAUUGCAGGAAUUUGGGUUCA
This is a messenger RNA of Argentina anserina (silverweed cinquefoil), 820 nucleotides long. RefSeq names its product peptidyl-prolyl cis-trans isomerase CYP22. Lineage: Eukaryota; Viridiplantae; Streptophyta; Magnoliopsida; Rosales; Rosaceae. The record is from RefSeq and is a predicted model, not a curated record. Gene Ontology annotation, biological process: protein folding; protein peptidyl-prolyl isomerization. Gene Ontology annotation, molecular function: peptidyl-prolyl cis-trans isomerase activity. The transcript is spliced from 7 exons. Gene Ontology annotation, cellular component: intracellular membrane-bounded organelle. Bases 43 to 615 code for a protein of 190 amino acids.